AUGCCUUCCUAUGCGCCUGAAAGCAGCUACGACGCAGCUUCAUCUUCCAGGUAUCUCGAGCACGCUUCGUCGCACUCCAGAUCAUCUAGAUCUGAUCCUCGUCGCCAAGACUUGCAUCGAAGGACAAGGUCGCCAUAUGAGGGACAUCGUCAUGCCAAGCUAGACCGCGAAAGGCAUCGACCUCCUGAGCGCAGGUAUGACGACGAUGAGGACGAUGGACGCCACCAUUCCCAUCAUUCUUCGCGCAGUCAUAGGUAUCCAGAGCAUCCUGACCAUUCUCGUCACUUGGGCUCUGCCGCUUACUCAUCCUCAUCCCGUGAUCGUCGUGAAGAAGCAUACAGUCGCAGAGACAGCGGAGCAUUCGAACGUCACGGCACAUCUACAUAUGGAUCCCCCGAACCCUCAACGAGCAGCAGGCCUCAUAGGUCUCCGGAUUCCAGCCACGGCUGGGAUGCUGAUUCUCGUGGCCGAUGCAGUCCCGGCUGGGACAAAAGAUAUGGCAGCAGCAGGAGGUAUGAAGAAGAACGUGAUGUAAGGCGCUCAUGGGAUCAUGACAGUCCACAUAGGCGGCAUGGCGAAUGGCGCAACGAGCCAAGUCCGGAUCGUCCCACAAGCGCAUACAAAGUCCGCGAGCCUGACAGGUCGAGGCACAGGAGUCAACACGGCAGAGAUCAAAAUCCGCAUGAUCGCAGAGAGUCGAGACGCCAUGCUAGUAGCCGCAGCCGCAGUCGUAGUCGAAGCCGAGAGCGCUUGCCGGCAACACAUCGAUCCUCCCAAUCGUCGAGAUUAGUUCGUGAAGGUCGAUCAGAGCACGUCAACGGGGUCAAGAACGACCACAAGCUGCUCAAACGCAAAGAUGCUUCGGAUGCGCCGACUCAACAGUUGCAUGGCGAACCUCGCCGUGCUAUCAUCGACACCAGAAACCGCUGGGAUGGAGAGGAGGAAGGCGAGCUCAAGCAACCGACUACUACAAGCGUACGCAGCCAUGAUGGCAAACACGACUCCACAAAGACCCUCUCAGACAUCACCGACGACUCUCGCUACCGCCAUGCCAAGGACAGCGUUGCGGAAUCUCACAGGCCAUCGAGGCUUAACGGUCAUGCAGCAGAUCCUUCACCUUCUGAUCGCCCACAUGAGCGCAGCAAAGACAGGUUAGAAUCGCGUUCCCCUUCUACCAGGGCAUCCGCAACAUCAUCACAGCUCGCAUCGAGCGAUGCGUCAACUAAGAUGGCUGCCUCAUCCACCAUUCCAACUGCAUCCGGCCAGCCCAGCACGGCAUCCAAGCUCACCAAGCGAUCUUUCGACCAUGUUCUGCUUCCGCACGAGCUUCCUGUCGAGCUCAGAGGCAAAAACAGCUUAGUCAUAACACCCUACAAAAAGGAGGUCAAAAGCAUCCUCAAGUCAGCCGUGGAGAAGGAUGUGGUCGAUGCUAAGACCAAGGACCCACGCUCCUCUGUCAAAAAGACACAACACUACCGCGACGAGCUUCAUCGAGCCAAAUUCGUAUGGGACGCCGACUCGGUCGGCCAAAAGCCGCCUCCGGCACCACGCAAUCUUGUUUUGACCAACCUGUCAGCUCUCAUGCAGCCGGCCCACGUACUGAUGCAGAUUCGUCCCUUUGGCCGCAUCGAAGACUCGAAGCUCGAAAUGCAUCCCAGGAUUGGCCAAAGUCUAGGCAUAUUCCGGGUGACAUUCGCUCACGACUUUGACGAGCAAGGAAAGGUCCUGGGGAAUAUGCCUUCAGGACAGACGCCGCAACAUGGCGCCAAGGCUGCAAAGGCAGCUCAGGCCUCCUUGAACGGUCGACAGAUGGGCCAGACUCGUGUCAGCACAUUCCUUGAUCGAGAGGGCGAGGUUCUCGCUGAGAAGGUCAAAGAGAAAAUAGCUGCCGACGAGGCCAAAUCUCGUCCACCUGUGCCACCUGCUACUCCAAUAGCUGUGAGUGCAUCCUCCGCCCCUGCCACGCCAGGCGCGACUAAACCUCACAUGCCUCCUCCCAACAUCCCUCGUGGGCCGCGGUCAUCACUUGUUCCUGCACCAUCACCACCCUUUUCCGCUCACUCACCCUCCGCUCGCACCAGCACCAGCACCAGCACCGACCGCCACGACCAGACAUCAUCCUCGUCGGCAUCGAGGUAUUCGCGAUACGGUGCAGAACCCGACGAAACACGAAAGUCGAACUCAGCAAGCGCCUACGAUCAUCGACGUGACUCAAACGAUUACGACUCUAGUCGUAGCAGGCCCUACAGCAGCCGACCAUCUGACUGGAGUGCUCGUCCUUCAUCGCCAUCCAGAGAUGAACCGGCCAAGAAGAGGCGACCGAAAAUUCCAACUGCGGAGAUCAUCGAAACGCUUCGCAAAUCUCAGCUUCCGUAUGCCUUCAUUCCUAAGCCCAAGGCAUGUGACAUUGCCGCCGAGGUGGUCGAGGCCAACAUGAAUGGUCCAAAGCUAAGGUGGCUCAGAGAGGGCGACACUGGAUGGUAUGCUGCCUUCGAGACAGCUCAGGAUGCAAGAACGUGCAGAUUCCUCAAUGAGACGAUCUCGGUUGCGAAUUACACCUUGCAGGUAGAAAUACGCUCUCCGCCUUCCAAAACACCACAUCCAUCGGAGCAACAGAAGCCUGUCUCAAGUGGCGUGGCACCUCCUCAUGGCGUUGUUCGUACAGCCGGCCCCGCUGGCGUACCGCUUCGCAAGGCUUUGGAUGUCGGUCUCCGUCCGCUCACGUUGGAAGAGAAAUCGAAGUUGGAAUGGGCCCCCGUAGACCUUAAAGAAGCCGUGUUCCGCAUGCUGCAGAAAGAGCUGGUCGACGUUUUCGUACGUGACGUCAAGAACAGAGUCGUCGCUCCGCACUUGACUGCGUACCUCAAACCGGACAACGAAGGUGGUCAGAUCCUGGCAAAAGCAGUCGUCAAGAAGCCACCUGUCCUCUCGAAAGCUGUCGACCAUGUACCGAAAGUAUCGAGAGCGGAGGGUGACGCACGCUUGCCAUCUUUCCGCAAGACGGCUUCUGUCAAGUCCAAGAAGAAGUUCUCGGACGCUGACGAUGUGAGCUCAAAGACGAAACCUGACAGGGCGGCAGCGAAGAGGAAUCGAGAUGCAACCGGCAGGUCCAAGUCUCAGCGGGUCAAAGACAUGGCCAGCACUGAUGACGAAAGUGAAGACGAUGGUCGCGAUCUGGCUGCCUCGAAGCGUCACGACAGCCGCUCGAAGUCCAAGUCUGCGGCCAAGAGGCGUGGAGCAGCAGCAUGGCUACUCAGCUCAUCAGACGAAGAGGCCGAGACUGAAGAUGGUGCAACAAUGGUAGAUGACACCUCCAGAUCCGUAUCCGCCUCGGUGGAGCCAGCGUCCGUAGAGCAACAAGAUGAGGAUCUCGGCGCCAAGUCAAAUAAGAAGACCAAGGCCAAACUCGAAGCAGCUACCAAGAAAAAAGGUACCGCUGCGGCUAAGAAGAGUGCAAAGACAGCGCCCAUGCUUGCCGAGCUCGAGCUCGACGCUGUCAUGGACGCGCAACUCGACGACAGCGAAGAGACCGCCUGGCCAGAGACUGAAAUUCCGUCGAAAGCGAUCAAAGCUGCCAAGACCAAGCCAGCGAAAGUGCCCAUCAAGGCAAAACCGCUUCCUGAGGAUCCCUUCGAUGCUGGGCUGGUGGAAGAUGUCGAAGACCUCUACUAUCUCCGCAUGGCUCUUGGCCGUCUGCACAACGGAGAACCGAUCACAGAGGACGUCUGGCCUGACGAGGCAGAGCUGGAAGCCGAGGCGGAGGAGGCUGCGAUUGCAGCAGGAGCUCCACCCAAGCACCAAACAGGUUCAGCAAGGACAGAAGGCAUGUACCGCAUUCCACCCGAGCAUAAAGCAGCGCAUCUUCCUGACCGCAACAAGGCCACCGAAGAAGUCGACAGCAGCAGCAACGCUCAUGUGCUGCAGUCUGCACGAAACAAUCGAGCCGACUCACGACGUCUCGUCCUCGGCAUCGAGCAGCACAAGCGUGAAACAGCCACCGACACGGACAUCUUCAAGUUCAACCAGCUUCGCACACGAAAGAAGCAGCUCAAGUUCGCCAAGUCCCCCAUCCACGACUGGGGUCUGUACGCCAUGGAAUACAUUCCAGCCGGAGAUAUGGUCAUCGAGUACGUCGGUGAGAUGGUUCGACAACAAGUCGCCGACAAUCGAGAAAAGCAGUACGAGCGUCAAGGCAACUUUUCAACCUAUCUGUUCCGUGUCGAUGAUGACUUGGUGGUUGAUGCUACGCACAAGGGCAACAUUGCAAGGUUGAUGAAUCAUUGCUGUACGCCCAAUUGCAACGCUAAGAUUCUGACGGUGAAUGGAGAGAAGAGAAUUGUGCUCUUCGCCAAGAGUCCCAUCAAGGCAGGAGAGGAGUUGACUUACGACUACAAGUUCCAGUCUUCGGCCGAUGACGAAGAUGCGAUUCCUUGUCUGUGUGGUUCUGAUGGAUGUAGACGUUAUUUGUAA
Messenger RNA from Ustilago hordei, 4470 nucleotides. RefSeq lists its product as uncharacterized. Gene Ontology annotation, cellular component: Set1C/COMPASS complex. NCBI's taxonomy places the organism in Eukaryota, Fungi, Basidiomycota, Ustilaginomycetes, Ustilaginales, Ustilaginaceae. The coding region runs from base 1 to 4470 and encodes 1489 amino acids. The record is from RefSeq and is a predicted model, not a curated record. Gene Ontology annotation, molecular function: protein binding; histone H3K4 methyltransferase activity. The transcript has a single exon.